GACAAGGAUCAAUCCGCCGCCGGAGCAGGAGGGGGAGGAGAGUAUCCGCGGCGGCUUCACACGCAGCAUGGAGGGUCCUGAGCGGGGAAGCGUCAGCCGGGGCCGGGAGAGCGCUGAGCAUUGAGGCGCACGCUCGCGAUGUACAGGGGCCACACGCAGACAUGGGCGCCGUGCUGAGGAGCCUGCUGGUCUGCAGCCUGAGCUGCCUGCUGAGGGCAUCUCCCUUACUGCUUUAUGCCAACCGGCGUGACCUGCGGCUGGUGGAUGCUGCUGGAAUGAAGGGGAACUCCACUGUCCUGGUCACGGGCCUGGAGGACGCAGCCGCUGUGGACUUUGUGUAUUUCCGUGGAUAUAUUUACUGGAGCGAUGUCAGCGAGGAAGCCAUUAAAAGGAUCAACUUCAACAAGACUGGAAGCUCGCAGGAUGUUGUCAUUGGCGGAUUGGUAUCGCCAGAUGGACUGGCCUGUGACUGGUUAGGAGAGAAACUGUACUGGACAGAAUCCGAGACAAAUAGGAUAGAAGUUUCUAACCUGGAUGGCACUUUGCGGAAAGUUUUAUUCUGGCAAGAACUUGAUCAACCCCGAGCGAUCGCCCUGGAUCCUGCCAGAGGUUACAUGUACUGGACGGACUGGGGCGAAGUGCCAAAGAUUGAGCGCGCCGGGAUGGACGGCUCUCUGCGGGCCGUCAUUAUAGACACAGACAUAUAUUGGCCAAACGGGCUGACGUUGGAUUACGAAGAUCAGAAGCUUUACUGGGCAGACGCCAAAUUGAGCUUCAUCCACAAGUCCAAUCUGGAUGGCUCCUUCAGACAAACGGUGGUGAAAGGAUCACUUCCACAUCCCUUCGCCCUCACCCUCUUUGGGGACACAAUAUUCUGGACGGACUGGAAUACACGGUCAAUUCUAGCGUGUAACAAGUACACCGGGGAAGACCGCAGAGAAGUGGACAGCAACAUCUUCUCCCCCAUGGAUAUCCAUGCAUUCAGCCACUUGAGGCAACCAAAUGCUACAAAUCCAUGUGCUGGGAACAAUGGCGGCUGUUCUCAUCUGUGCCUCAUGUCUCCAGUGGAGCCAUUUUACCAGUGCGCCUGUCCGACGGGAGUGAGGCUCCAGGAUGAUGGCAUGACGUGUUUACAGGGUGCGACAGAGUUAUUACUUCUCGCCCGGCGGACAGAUCUUAGGAGAAUAUCUUUGGACACCCCUGACUUCACAGACAUCGUUCUUCCAUUAGAUGAUAUUCGCCACGCCAUUGCCAUAGAUUAUGACCCGGUUGACAGCUAUAUUUACUGGACAGAUGACGAGGUGCGGGCUAUCCGCCGGGCGCAGAUAGAUGGUUCAUCCAGUCAGUUUAUCAUUGUUUCUCAAGUGUCUCAUCCUGAUGGCAUUGCUGUAGACUGGGUGGCACGGAACUUGUACUGGACGGACACUGGAACUGACCGGAUUGAGGUAACGCGGUUAAAUGGAACCAUGCGCAAGAUUCUAAUAUCAGAGGACCUUGAUGAGCCCAGGGCGAUUGUGCUGGAUCCAACUCACGGUUAUAUGUACUGGACUGACUGGGGAGAAACUCCCAAAAUUGAACGAGCGGCAAUGGAUGGUUCUGAUAGGGUUGUAUUAGUGAACACCUCGCUUGGGUGGCCGAACGGUCUCGCAUUGGACUAUGCAGAAGGAAAAAUAUACUGGGGAGAUGCCAAGACAGACAAAAUAGAGGUUAUGACUACAAAUGGAACUGGUCGGCGGGUGCUGGUGGAGGACAAGCUGCCUCAUAUCUUCGGUUUCACGUUGCUGGGGGAUUAUGUGUACUGGACAGACUGGCAGAGGCGCAGUAUCGAGCGGGUUCAUAAGCAUUCGGGGGAGCGAGAGGUCAUCAUAGACCAACUGCCUGACCUGAUGGGAUUAAAAGCCACCAACAUUCACAGGAUGUCAGGGACCAAUGCAUGUGCAGACAACAACGGUGGCUGCAGCCAUCUGUGCCUCUAUCGCCCUCAGGGACCACGGUGCGCUUGUCCCAUCGGCCUAGAGCUCAUCAACGAUAUGAAGACGUGCAUCGUGCCUGAGGCUUUCCUGCUCUUCUCUCGACGGGCAGACAUUCGGCGCAUUUCUCUAGAGACAAACAAUAACAACGUAGCCAUCCCACUGACCGGCGUGAAGGAGGCCUCUGCUCUGGAUUUUGAUGUUACGGACAACAGGAUUUACUGGACAGACAUAAGUUUAAAGACGAUUAGUCGUGCGUUCAUGAACGGAAGUGCUCUGGAGCAUGUGGUUCAGUUUGGCUUGGAUUACCCAGAGGGCAUGGCGGUGGACUGGUUGGGGAAGAACCUGUACUGGGCAGACACUGGCACCAAUCGUAUUGAGGUUUCUAAGCUUGAUGGCCUUCACCGGCAGAUCCUGGUGUGGAAGGACUUGGACAGCCCGCGGGCACUCGCACUUGACCCAGCAGAGGGGUUUAUGUAUUGGACGGAGUGGGGUGGAAAACCUAAGAUUGACAGAGCAGCUAUGGAUGGAAGUGAACGCAUCACCUUGGUGCCCAAUGUGGGCCGCGCCAAUGGGCUAACCAUUGACUAUGCAGAGAGGAGGCUUUACUGGACAGAUCUAGACACCAAUCUUAUUGAGUCCUCAAACAUGCUCGGACAAGAUCGUGAAGUCAUAGCCGACGACUUGCCGCACCCUUUUGGUCUUACUCAGUACCAAGAUUUCAUAUACUGGACUGAUUGGAGCCGUCGGAGCAUUGAGAGAGCCAACAAAACCAGUGGCCAGAACAGGACCAUCAUCCAAGGUCACUUGGACUACGUCAUGGACAUCCUGGUAUUUCACUCCUCCAGACAGUCAGGCUGGAAUGAGUGUGCGGCCAGCAAUGGCCACUGCUCCCACCUUUGUCUGGCCACACCGGUGGCUGGUUACACCUGCAGUUGCCCCGUGCACUACUUCUUGAACCCGGACAACAAGACUUGUAGUGCUCCUAGCUCCUUCCUGCUCUUCAGUCAGAAAAAUGCGAUUAACAGGAUGGUGAUCGACGAGCAGCAGAGCCCUGACAUCAUCCUCCCUAUUCACAACCUACGCAAUGUUCGUGCCAUUGACUAUGAUCCUGUGGAAAAGCACCUGUACUGGAUCGAUUCCCGGCAGAGCAUCCGCAGAGCCCUUGAAGAUGGCAGUCAGAACGUGACCUUGGUUUCCAACACAAACCCCAACCAGAACCUAGACAUGCAGCCCUACGACAUGAGCAUUGACAUCUACAGCCGUUUCAUAUAUUGGACCUGCGAGGCGACCAAUGUUAUAAAUGUCACCCGCAUGGAUGGCCGCGCUGUAGGAAUCGUUCUGAAAGGAGAGCAAGACCGACCCAGAGCCAUCCUGGUGAACCCAGAGAGAGGGUACAUGUAUUUCACCAAUCUACAGGAACGUUCAGCCAAAAUAGAGCGCGCCGCGCUGGAUGGGACAGAACGUGAGGUUCUCUUCUUCACCGGUCUUAGUAAACCCAUCGCUCUUGCCCUGGAUAAUAAAAUGGGAAAGUUAUUUUGGGCAGAUUCAGACUUGAGACGGAUCGAAAGCAGCGACCUGUCUGGUGGGAACCGCAUUGUGCUGGAAGAUUCCAAUGUGCUGCAGCCGGUGGGACUCACGGUUUUUGGUAACCACCUGUACUGGAUCGACCGACAACAGCAGAUGAUUGAACGCAUUGAUAAAAUGGGUCGAGAGGGGCGCACAAAAAUCCAGGCCCGGAUCCCAUUCCUGACUGAUAUCCAUGCUGUGACAGAACUGAGUGUGAAGGACUACAAGGAGCACCCCUGCGCACAGGAGAAUGGCGGCUGCUCACACAUAUGUAUAGUGAAAGGUGAUGGAACAACUCGUUGCUCAUGUCCCAUGCACUUGGUCCUUUUACAGGAUGAGCUGUCCUGUGGAGAGCCCCCCACCUGCUCCCCCCAGCAGUUCACUUGUUACACCGGAGAGGUGGACUGCAUUCCUGCAGAGUGGCGCUGUGACGGCUUCAUGGAGUGCGUUGACAACAGUGAUGAACACAACUGCCCCAAGUGCUCCAGUACCCAGUUCCAGUGUGCCAGCGGGCAGUGCAUAGACUCUUCUCUCAGGUGUAAUGGGGAGGCCAACUGCCAGGACAAGUCUGACGAGAAAAACUGCAAUGAAAUCUGCACUGCUGACCAGUUUCAUUGCACCAAUGGCCAGUGCAUAGGAAAACACAGACGAUGUGACCACAACAGGGACUGCAGCGACGGCUCCGAUGAAUUGGGCUGCUAUCCUACAGAAGAGCCACCUCCACCCUCAACAAACACCAUUGGCUCCAUCAUUGGUGUCAUCCUCACUGUCUUUGUGGUCGGUGGUGUUUACUUUGUCUGCCAGAGGGUGUUGUGCCCCCGUAUGAAGGGCGAUGGUGAGACCAUGGCGAACGACUAUGUGGUGCAUGGUCCGGCCUCUGUGCCCCUGGGAUAUGUGCCCCACCCAAGCUCUCUUACCAGCUCCCUGCCAGGAAUGUCACGUGGGAAGUCUGUAAUAAGUUCCCUGAGCAUUAUGGGUGGGAGCAGCGGGCCGCCGUAUGAUCGCGCACAUGUGACCGGAGCAUCAUCUAGCAGCUCGUCCAGUACCAAAGGAACUUAUUUUCCACCGAUUCUGAAUCCUCCGCCUUCCCCAGCCACGGAGCGUUCACAUUACACCAUGGAGUUUGGUUAUUCCUCCAAUAGCCCAUCCACACACCGGUCUUACAGUUACAGACCAUACAGCUACCGUCACUUUGCUCCUCCAACCACGCCAUGCAGUACUGACGUGUGCGACAGUGACUACACGCCGAGCCACCGCCUCAUGUCCACCACUGCUAAAGGCUACACCAGUGAUCUGAACUAUGACUCUGAGCCGGUGCCCCCUCCCCCAACACCGCGCAGCCAGUACCUGUCUGCUGAGGAGAGUUGUCCUCCAUCUCCAUACACAGAGCGCAGCUACUCUCAUCAUCUGUACCCGCCUCCCCCCUCUCCAUGUACGGACUCCUCAUGAGCCCCCCAGCCCUGUAAAUACAAGAAUACCUGUGGAGAGGGGACUUUGCUCCUCUUAAUGUUUUUAAUUUCAUGUACAGAUUUUAUUUCCGGAAGCGAUCUGAGUAGAAGAGGGCAGGGUCAUUCCGUGGACAGACUUGUACAUAGAGAAACAUAUUUAUAUAUUUUCUUAACUCACUCCUCGUCAUGCUGUUCAGCCGUUAACGCAAGGCGCAGCUCCUCCCCCUCAUCUGACGUUUAAGCUUUUGUAUAAAAGAUUCUCAUUCUACCCAUAUAUUGUACAAAUAUAUAAAGAUAUAUAAAUAUAUUUUUGCAAACAGAAUACACACAAUGCCUUAAUCAGCUGCCGAGGAGACGCAACGCCAGAUUUUAAUGCCAAAAAAAGUUCUACGUUAAUCCUUACCGUGUCUGGGGCACUUAAAUGAUUAACAACUAUGAUAGUAAUUUUUAAAUUUUAUUUUUAAUUGGACUCACACCUGAGCAAUGAUUCACAUACCGUGCACCGCUGUGUACACAUGUCCUGCCAACCCUGGUCUCCCGACUCUGGGUGCAAAUUUCACUGUAUGACAAACUUACAUCUGAUGCUCAUGUGUAUGAGUCUGCAUUAAACCACAGAAACCUGCAGAGCCACUGUAAAUGAACUGCGGAAAACUGCAACAGUUUUCAAGAAUUAAAGGGGAGCUCCACUGCUGCUGCAUUUAAGGCUACCUAGUGGGUGUACACCAUCAUUUGUUCCCUGGAUAUGUCCUAUGUCGAAUUCCAUCAUCACUGCAUAUGGAAUUGAGCAAAGCUGUGGCUUAUUCCCUAUACAGUCAACUAUAUAGCAGCAUGAUAUGUCUAAUAUACCACUAAUCUGUUCCUAAACCACUAUGAGGAUGGGGCUGUUACUUGUGUUGCAGUUUUUUUUUGUUACUUUAUAUCACCAAAGUUUGUGUCUCCCCAUUUAUCACAGAGGUGGCGUCCCCUUCUGGCAGCUGGAGUUAGAGAUGUAUUGUUUCUAUUUUACAAAGUCUGCAAAUUUUAAGUGUUUUUAUACCACAUACAAUGUAGAUACUGUACUGUAUUUAUAAGCCAUGUAACAUUGUUUUGUACUCUCCUCAUGUUUAUAUGCCGUAUACCUGUGUGUGUAUAUAGACAUCGAUGUCUGUGCAGUAUGUCCAGUCUCCAUUAUACCACAUUUCAAGUGAAGAAGGCCUGGCACUCCACGUGGUUGGAUAAAAUCUUCAGUGCUUUCUGGUAGAAAUCAUACAUGACACGUUUCAGUCAGAAAAGAUCUCAUUCAGGCUAUUCUUUUCUGAUCAAAACGUGUCAUUGUUUGUAUGGGCGGUUGGAUCCAGGUUUGUGAUUUCUACAAUGAAGUAUUGAAGUUUUUAUCCAACUGUGUGGAGUGCCGGACUUUCUUCACAUUUCUUGUUUAAGCUCUCAUGCAUGGUUCCAAGCACCCGUCAGGAUUAAUCUAUAUGAACAGGGUGAGUGAACGGUUUG
Messenger RNA from Bufo bufo (common toad), 6472 nucleotides. RefSeq names its product LDL receptor related protein 6 (gene LRP6). The coding region runs from base 162 to 4988 and encodes 1608 amino acids. The record is from RefSeq and is a predicted model, not a curated record. Gene Ontology annotation, molecular function: Wnt-protein binding; Wnt receptor activity. Lineage: Eukaryota; Metazoa; Chordata; Amphibia; Anura; Bufonidae. Gene Ontology annotation, biological process: Wnt signaling pathway involved in somitogenesis; receptor-mediated endocytosis involved in cholesterol transport; chemical synaptic transmission. The transcript has 23 exons.